CUCGUAGAACUGGCAACCCUGGCUGAGGCUAAUUUACUAGCUAGCUAGUUUAGAGGGGAAAACAAAAGGACAGAGGAUUGAAUUUGUAUUAAAUUGUUUCAGAGAACUUCUCCGGUGUUUGUAAACGAUGUUCUCUCUGACUACAUCUUUUCAGCCUCAGGUAACUGUGCCACUGAGCCAUAUUAUCAAUGCUGUGCACUCGCUGAAAGCGUCAGCCAGCUCCACUGCCACUGCUGCAGUUCAGAGUCUACACCGAGAGCUUUCGGCUGAUCACCACAUAGUGCCCCACACCCCUGACACACAGCUUAAGCAAAUUCAUAAAGACCUGGGGAUCUCAGAGCUAAGGCUAAGUGGAGUCAAUGAGCUGUUAAACAGGCUGCUGCCCACACCAGUUCCCAAAGAGAGCUUGGACCUUAGGGUCUGUCUUCGAUCUUCAAGAUGGAGAACAUCACACAUCUCCACAGAUUCCUUCUUUCACAACAAACAUGGUUUCUCUCAGAGAAUGCCAGGACUCUUUGGCUAUCCAAUAUUCCAUAGACAAAACACCCAUCCUCUUCAGGUUCUUUGCUCAGAUCUUCAGCACUUGAAAGUGUGUGUCCAAAGCCGAGGUUUUAAGACUCUGAGGUCCAAAACCAGGCGCCUUCAGUCCAGCUAUGAGAGUCCAGCAGAAUCGGAGAGCUAUACUCCACUAUUUAUGAAGGGUCUUCUCUUGAGGGAUAAAGCUGAUGCUGAGAGCCUUGACCAGUUAAUGAAACAGAGGAAUCUUCCAGAGAAUCAGCAGGAUGCCUUUAAGACUGGUUUUACAGAGGGCUUCAUGAAAUCUCAAGCCCUAAUGCAGAAGACACAAGAUUCACUUAAGAGGACUCGUCUGAUUUUACUUGUCCUCCUACUUGUUGGCAUCUAUGGUUUGUCAAGAACCCCAUUUCUCUCGGGUAAAGGCUCGUUUUCUGAUACUGUCCGAUUCCGUACUACAUCUGGCCUGGAUGCCGCACUGGAUCCAAUCCAAAUGAAGAACGUCACCUUUGAGCAUGUGAAAGGUGUGGAGGAGGCGAAGAGUGAGCUUCAGGACAUUGUUGAGUUCUUGAGGAAUCCACAGAAAUUCACUGCACUUGGUGGAAAGCUACCCAAAGGUGUCCUCCUGGUCGGUCCUCCUGGUACUGGAAAGACUCUUCUUGCCAGAGCUGUGGCAGGGGAGGCAGAUGUGCCAUUCUACUAUGCGUCAGGGUCAGAGUUUGACGAGAUGUUUGUGGGCGUUGGAGCAAGUCGCAUCCGGAACCUAUUCAAAGAGGCAAAAGCUAAUGCCCCUUGUGUGAUCUUUAUUGAUGAGUUGGACAGUGUGGGUGGAAAGCGCAUAGAGUCACCCAUGCAUCCAUAUUCACGUCAGACUAUUAACCAGCUCCUUGCAGAAAUGGAUGGGUUUAAACCAAAUGAAGGGGUUAUUGUUAUUGGGGCAACAAAUUUUGCAGAAGCUUUGGACAAUGCUCUUGUGAGACCUGGGAGGUUUGACAUGCAAGUCACAGUCCCCAGACCUGAUGUAAAAGGACGUACUGAGAUCCUCAACUGGUACUUGAAGAAAAUCAAAGUGGACCCUGAUGUGGAUGCAGAAAUUAUUGCCAGGGGAACAGUGGGCUUCUCUGGAGCAGAGCUGGAGAACUUGGUGAAUCAGGCUGCACUAAAGGCUGCCGUAGAUGGAAAGGAGAUGGUGACAAUAAAGGAACUAGAGUUCGCUAAAGACAAGAUCCUUAUGGGCCCAGAGCGCAGAAGUGUGGAGAUCGACAAGAAAAACAAGACGAUCACUGCAUAUCAUGAAUCUGGGCACGCUAUUGUGGCAUAUUAUACUAAAGACGCCAUGCCCAUAAAUAAAGCUACUAUCAUGCCACGAGGACCCACCCUUGGUCAUGUGUCUAUGCUCCCAGAAAAUGAUCGGUGGAGUGAGACUCGUGCUCAGCUGUUGGCUCAGAUGGAUGUCAGUAUGGGUGGCAGGGUGGCAGAGGAGCUCAUCUUUGGGGAUGAAAACAUCACUACAGGAGCGUCAAGUGAUUUCGAUGGAGCCACUAAGAUUGCAAAGAUGAUGGUUACACGCUUUGGAAUGAGUGACAAGCUGGGUGUCAUGACCUACUCUGACCUGUCCAAACAUAGCCCAGAAACACAAGCUGCUGUGGACCAGGAAGUCAGAACGCUGCUACAGGAUUCAUAUGAGCGUGCUAAGAAACUCCUCAAGACAUACAGCAAAGAGCACAAAAAACUGGCAGAUGCUCUGCUCACCUAUGAGACUCUGGAUGCAAAAGAAAUUCAGAUGGUUCUUGAGGGCAAAUCUCUAGACCCCAGAUGAUAUUGUUCUCAAGAAUGUCAAAAAGAGCUGAAGACAUUCAUUCAUAUUCAUUUAAACAGAGGUAAUGGGGAAUGAGGAAGGACACUAAUAUAAUUUCAGUUCUUCCACUAUCAAUCAGCAGAAACAAAUAUACUGAGUAAUGCUUCUAUUUAACAUUUAGUUCUAUAAUGUUCCGUAAUUGGAAGGCCAAACCAAUUUCAUAGAGCUAUUUGAGCUAUUCUAAUUUCCCAAGCCGGUUUUUAAAAAAUACCCGCAAUUUCAACUUCUUUGUAGCCUAUAUGUACGAGUGCAGUUUAUUAUGUAUUUCCAUUUUUGCACACCAGCUACUCUUCUGACAAAUGAACUCUGCCAGUGUGUAUUGGAAAGUAGUGGUCAAUGAACAUUCUUGACCAUCUUGUGUGUGCAGAAAGGUGAGGUUACGCCAUUCCACCUUUUUCACUUUUUGCAAGUUUUACCCUCGGGGAUCAAGCCAUGACUGACACAGUCGCGAAUUUGCAUUCCACAGAAACAGACCUAUAUAUUUCAAUAUAGCCAGUAAACAUGCCAGAUCUUAUUGAUCUAAUGUAACAGUAUCACAUGGCUGUACUAUGGCAGCCUGUUAAUGGAAGCAAAGCACAUUUCUGGUUAAAAAAAAUAAAUAAAUAAAAUAAUAACUUUCUAUUAACCAUAGUCUUUCUAGAUGAACUCAAGCUGCAGCUUGAAAAAUAUUUCACAUAACAGAAAAAUUUGCUUUGCAAAAGAAUUGUGACCUCAGUUGUAGUGUACUUGAAGUUAUUCUUGAAUCUGGCAGAGUGGCACAUACCAGCUGAAUAUUUUGUGUGUCUUGUUGAACAAAUAGAUAAACCUUGGAUGCAGUCUUGGAAGUAAAGGUUUUUUACUCGUCAUUCAUUCACCCAUCUCAUUAAAUAUGAACCAAGAAUGUAACAUCAGUAUUACUUCAGUAAUAGGCUAAAGAUCUAAGUAUUGUUUUUUUUAAAGGAGCAACUUCCACCUCUGAAACAUUUUUGGAAAAUGAGGAAACCAUUUAUAUUGUGAAUAUUUGUCCUACUUUCCAUGAA
Pangasianodon hypophthalmus (striped catfish) is the source of this 3390-nucleotide messenger RNA. RefSeq names its product ATP-dependent zinc metalloprotease YME1L1. The transcript has 18 exons. Gene Ontology annotation, biological process: protein quality control for misfolded or incompletely synthesized proteins; mitochondrion organization. The record is from RefSeq and is a predicted model, not a curated record. Gene Ontology annotation, molecular function: ATP hydrolysis activity; ATP-dependent peptidase activity; ATP binding. Bases 128 to 2332 code for a protein of 734 amino acids. Gene Ontology annotation, cellular component: mitochondrial inner membrane. Lineage: Eukaryota; Metazoa; Chordata; Actinopteri; Siluriformes; Pangasiidae.